Messenger RNA from Humulus lupulus (European hop), 1979 nucleotides. RefSeq names its product exosome complex component RRP45A-like. The record is from RefSeq and is a predicted model, not a curated record. Gene Ontology annotation, biological process: TRAMP-dependent tRNA surveillance pathway; nuclear polyadenylation-dependent rRNA catabolic process; exonucleolytic trimming to generate mature 3'-end of 5.8S rRNA from tricistronic rRNA transcript (SSU-rRNA, 5.8S rRNA, LSU-rRNA). Bases 79 to 1428 code for a protein of 449 amino acids. The transcript is spliced from 8 exons. Gene Ontology annotation, cellular component: cytoplasmic exosome (RNase complex); nuclear exosome (RNase complex). NCBI's taxonomy places the organism in Eukaryota, Viridiplantae, Streptophyta, Magnoliopsida, Rosales, Cannabaceae.
CAUUAGGUCAUCACUCCUUGUUCUGUUUGUUAUUAUUUUGUAUUUUAGAGCUUCAAAUUCCCGAAGUGGAAGAAAACAAUGGAGCAACGACUGGCCAAUUCAUGGCGUCUCACACUCAAUGAGAAGAAAUUUAUCGAGAACGCUCUUCUCUCCGACCUCCGACUCGACGGUCGCCGUCCAUUCGACUGCCGCAAUCUCAUCAUCACCUUCGGCAAGGAGGAUGGCUCGGCGGAGGUGCAGCUUGGCCAAACCCAUGUCAUGGGAUUUGUCACGGGCCAGCUGGUUCAGCCCUAUCGUGACCGCUCCAACGAGGGCUCGCUUUCCAUCUUCACCGAGUUCUCCCCCAUGGCUGACCCUUCCUUCGAGCCUGGCCGCCCCAGCGAGGCUGCUGUUGAGCUCGGCCGCGUUAUAGACCGUGGCCUAAGAGAAAGCAGGGCUGUUGACACUGAAUCGCUUUGUGUUCUUCCAGGGAAAUUGGUUUGGGCCAUCCGUAUUGACCUUCACAUUCUAGAUAAUGGAGGAAACCUUGUGGAUACUGCAAAUAUUGCUGCUUUGGCUGCUCUCAUGACGUUUCGGAGGCCUGAAUGCUCAUUAGGAGGAGACAAUGGUCAAGAAGUGAUUGUACAUCGGCCUGAGGAGAGAGACCCAUUACCUCUGAUAAUACAUCAUCUUCCUAUAGCAGUAACCUUUGCAUUCAUUGGUAGUGAAAGUAGUGUGGUAAUAGACCCAACUCAUCAUGAAGAGGCUGUUAUGGGAGGGCGAAUGACUACCACACUUAAUGCAAAUGGUGAUAUUUGUUCUAUUCAAAAGGCUGGAGGGGAAGGUGUCUUACAAAGUGUUAUCAUGCAGUGUUUGCGAAUUGCUUCUGUGAAAGCUGGUGAUAUAACAGAGAAGAUAAAGAAGGCAGUUGAUUCAUUUAACACACAGAGAGCAUUAAAGAAGAUCAAACGCCAUCCUGCUUCUACUGCUAUGGAUAUUGAUGGAGUUGAUUCUAAAUUAAGGGAAAAACAGAGCCCGCUAGUUGAUAAGAAAACUACCAUCAUUCCCAGUCAAUCUGAAAAUGUUGAAGGGGGAACUAAAUCAUUAGAACAAGAACAAACUAAGAAGGGAAAUGAGGGUGCGGAGAAUUUCAUCGGGGGCGCCUCAUCUUGGGAUCCUUACUCGAAGGGUGUUGAUCCAAAAUUCUUAGAAGCAUCUCUAGCAUCGCGUGGAACGUCGACAGCUAAUAAGAAACAAGAGGAAUCGAAAAAAGAGAAUACCUUAUCUGAGGCCAAGCUGGAGGAACCUCCUAAAGUUGUUAAUCAAGGAUCUUUAGCGGUUGAGCCAGCUCAAUCUGAACAGCAAUCUAAAGGAGAAAAAACUUUGAAGGAUGCAGUGAAGCCCAAACACAAGAAAAAAAAGAAACAAUCUUCCACUGGUGCAAGCUGAUAUGGAGCAUGACAAACUGGACAUCAUCGAGGGAAACCGAAGCCAAAAUUGGAACACACCGUGUUCAGCUUCAAAGUAACACACGGAUAUUCUUAUGGGCAGAGCAGGAAAUAAUUUUAUGAGUUCAUCCAUUCUUUGACUUGAGCCUGUGCCCAAGAUUGACUUGACUGCAGUUUCACUGCAUUGAGUUGAUCAAGCAUUGUUUCUUCCCAUUGCUGAAGCUGAUGGAAUGACCUUUUUGUGUGAUUUUGUUGCCACUCAAAUUGGGAUCUCAUUCUGGGCAUUCGCAAUGGAAUGUAGUUUUGUGUUUUAAGAUAUAAUGUACAUGAGCAGGAUUAGUAGAAUUACUGUCAAAAUUCAGAUUUAUAAGAGUAAGAAGUAUCCCCCACAAUUUUGAUUUAAAUUAUUGGGAGGUUACUAACAUAAAGCCAAGGGUUUUAUAGUUUCAUUUGUACACAGUUACACCUAAAGCCAGCCAUUGUGUUGAAGUUUUCUCCUUGAGUGUCACUAUGAACUUGUUGUGAUGGCCUGGCCAGUCAAGUCAUUGUUUU